Stereum hirsutum FP-91666 SS1 is the source of this 2266-nucleotide messenger RNA. Its product is annotated as Rap30/74 interaction domain-containing protein. Gene Ontology annotation, cellular component: transcription factor TFIIF complex; nucleus. The coding region runs from base 1 to 2064 and encodes 687 amino acids. Gene Ontology annotation, biological process: positive regulation of transcription elongation by RNA polymerase II; transcription initiation at RNA polymerase II promoter. Gene Ontology annotation, molecular function: TFIIF-class transcription factor complex binding; RNA polymerase II general transcription initiation factor activity; DNA binding. The record is from RefSeq and is a predicted model, not a curated record. The transcript is spliced from 4 exons. Lineage: Eukaryota; Fungi; Basidiomycota; Agaricomycetes; Russulales; Stereaceae.
AUGGCGCCUGUUCCAGCUGGCGCAGCUCUGCUUUUCCAUCCGAAAAAGAACGCGAAAAGACCUAUAGCGCCUCCCCGUUCCGUUUCUCCCAAUAAGCCUGCGGCUCCUAAGCCCAAACCUGUCGCACCCGUCGUCGAUGAUGACGCCCCACCGCCACUCCCAGACGGGCCAUACACAGAGUUCAAGCUCGUUUCGUCCGCUCUCAAUGGCUGGAAGUACGAUGUCAUGAAGUUCGACUCGCGAAAGCCGGUCGACGUCUUUACCUGGCAGGCCCCGGUCAAGCUUAAUCGCAAAGACCUUCGCCGACAAAAUCCUAACGCAGAACCUGACGAAUCGGAGUCUCGAGCGGUAGGGCCAAUGCUUGGCCCAGAUGGGAAGGCGGUUAUCGGCAUGGAUGGUCGGAUGGUUAUGGUAGAUGCAGAGGGAAAGCCUAUCCAUCCUGGCCAGCCCUCGAUGCCCGCCAAGGAUAAGCCUAAGGACGGUGUCCAGAAGAGGAAGAAGCCUCCGAAGAAGACGAAGCAGGUAUUCAAGAUACCAGAAGCUACGAGGCAGUUGAGGAGAGAGGAGAGAUAUCCCUGGGUUAUGGAGGAUGGAAUUGGUAGAGAGACGUGGGUGGGAAGCAUGGAGGAGGCGAGCAAGUCUGAAACCCACGCUUUCUUUAUGCCUGCCCAGAACAAUACGUUCAAGUUCGUCCCAGCGCACCGCUGGUAUAAGUUCCAGAAAAAACCAUCACACUACAUCCCGACCUUAGAGGAGGCGGAGGCAGCGAUGGCGGCCAGGAAUAAGAACAAAGAUCCCUCUCUCUGGUUGAAGCAGAAGCGUGGUGGUCAAGCCCCAUCUGCCGCCACUGCCGCCAUGUUCAAGGCCGAGAGCGAUGGAUCGAAUGAUCUCUCGCAAAACUUCGCUCCAAAUGGCCGUCGGUUGCGGACAGUACGCAGGGAGGACGAAUUAUUCGGUGAUGACGAUGAUGAGGGUGGAGCUCGUAGGAGGCGGGCAGACGGUGCAGAUGCAGACUUCGAGGAGAUUCCUUACCACGAGGAAUUCGCGGACGAUGAAGAAAAGAUGGGCGUAGAGGAAGAGGAGGACGAGGUAGAGAAGGAGAUGGAGGAACGGCUUCAACGGGAAUACAUGAGCGCAAACAAACAACGUGACGGUCACGUCGAUGAGGACGCCGACGACGAAGACGAUGAGGAGACUAGCACGGCGAAGGCUAUGCGUAAACUCCUGACCAAACGAGACAAGAACGCAGCAUAUGAUUCUGACGAAGAGAAGAAUCCAUAUGCUAGUUCCGAGGAAGAGGAGGAGGAUGAACAGGUCAUUUCAAAUGAGCCGGCCGUCCAGUCACACCUCACUACUAGACCAUCUCGACCGCAGACCCCCUCUCAGACGAAACCAUCUCAGCCAGGUCUUCCCACUACCACCACAUCCUCUUCAACUGAUCCAAAUGCUCGUGCCAAAUCACCUACCGUCGGCUCUCCGGUGUCCGACCACGGCGGUCACUCGGUCGUCGCGAAACGCGCCACUAGCCCCAAGAUGCCCAAACCAAAGUCCGUCAACGGGAUCCCUCGGGCCACCAGCCCACUCGCGCAAGCCCGCCCACCAGUCGCCAAUGGAUCCUCGGCGAAGAUGAUCAAACCUGCAUCGCCUUCAUCUUCCAGUCCUGCCGCAAGUUCUCCAAAGGUGGGCAAUAAGCGCAAGGCGACGGACGACACUGGCGAUUCAUCCGCACCUGUUCCGUCGACGUCGAACGAGGGUGGUCAACCAAAGCCUAAGAAGCGCAAGCCCGCCGGCCCAGCAAUCGACGCCAACGGCAAUCUAAUCGAGCUCACCGACGAGAUGGUUCUCGACUGGUUGAGGAAGACGCCUAAUGUGAAGACGAGGGACUGUAUCGCGUACUUCACUCCGUAUCUGCACAACGAGGAGCAGAAGCAGAAUUUCACCGCGCUCAUCAAGACCGUUGCCUCUUUGAAAAAUGGUGUUUUGGUGUUGAAAAGCGUCUACAGGAACGGGGGAAGGCGGAGUAAUGGAUCGUCUCCUGCAUCGACACCCAUGGACCUUGCCUGAUCGCCCUAUAUAAUCGCUUUUGACAUCGUUUGUUGUUCGUCUAUGCAUUCCAUACUCUUCCUUUCCGCCUCGCUGAACGUUUUGUCGGUUGAGUGUACUGAUAUAUAUCCUGUGUUAUCUAUGGAAAUGAUUGAUGUAGCCCAGAUGGGCCAUCCUGUUUUGUGUAAUUGUGGCAUGAACAAUGUUGCACUGGUAGUUCGAG